CUUGUACAAUGGCUUCCGACGACGACUACGAGAGGCUCACUAAGGAGGAGCGAGAAAAGCGCGACAAGGAGGAAAGAGAACGUGAAGCAGCUGAGCAAGCGACCUUGCCCUACAGAUGGACACAAGAGCUCGGUGAGGUCGAUGUCACAAUCCCCGUGCCAGAGGGGACGCGCGCCAAGGAUCUCAACGUGGUUAUCGCAAAGAAGAAGCUGAGAGUCGGCUUGAAAGGGCAGGAACCGAUCAUGGAUGGGGACCUCUGCAAAGAGAUCAAGGUUGAGGAUAGCACCUGGACGCUCCAGGACCAGAAAAACGUCCUUGUGCACCUGGAAAAGCUCAACAACCAAACAUGGUGGGAGAACGUCCUCACCCAUCAUCCCAAGAUCGAUACCCGCAAGAUUGAACCGGCGAACAGCAAAUUGAGCGAUCUUGACGGUGAAACGAGAGGAAUGGUUGAAAAAAUGAUGUUUGACAACCAGCAGAAGCAAAUGGGAAAGCCCACUUCCGAUGAGCUCAAGAAGAUGGAGGCAUUGAAGAAGUUCCAAGCGGCCCACCCUGAACUGGAUUUCUCGAAUGCGAAGAUCAGCUAAAGGUUGCAUUCCUAUCUGUCUAAUAGUCAGGGACUGUAUAUAGCAAGGGCAAAUAAUAGAGCUCAA
Molecule: messenger RNA, 653 nt
Organism: Coprinopsis cinerea okayama7#130
Lineage: Eukaryota; Fungi; Basidiomycota; Agaricomycetes; Agaricales; Psathyrellaceae
Product: nuclear movement protein nudC
Exons: 7
Coding region: 9-587 (192 amino acids)
Biological process (GO): protein folding
Cellular component (GO): cytoplasm
Source: RefSeq, a predicted model, not a curated record